Messenger RNA from Haliotis rubra (blacklip abalone), 1445 nucleotides. Its product is annotated as rRNA methyltransferase 3, mitochondrial-like. Gene Ontology annotation, molecular function: RNA methyltransferase activity; RNA binding. Gene Ontology annotation, biological process: RNA processing. Lineage: Eukaryota; Metazoa; Mollusca; Gastropoda; Lepetellida; Haliotidae. The transcript has 4 exons. Bases 685 to 1425 code for a protein of 246 amino acids. The record is from RefSeq and is a predicted model, not a curated record.
AAUGGGUUUCUCUGAUUGGUUGGUAGUGUUUCCGGUUCAAGAUGUCAGCCUCCAUGGCAUCACGUUUUUGCCAGAGGUCCCUUCGAAUGGUUACAGGCAUAAGAGGAAUACCAUCAGAAUUUCAUGUGAGAGGUUAUGCACGUGGUACACGAAGAGGAGCACAAGGUGUUUUCAAUGUUGAUGAAGAGCGGAAUAAAUGGAAAAAUGAAAUGACAUUUGACAAUCCUCGCAGUAACCCCUAUGUCCCAUUUGAAAGUCGGGACCCAGUUCAGAGAAGCUUUGUUGACAGACACUCCGAUAAAUCGAGACCAAAAGUAAUUCGAAAACCAAGAACAGGAAUAUCACCAGCUAGCAUUAAGGAUAGUAAUGAAAUCCAAGAAACAUCAACAAAAGGAAAACUGCCCAAAUACGAAAAACUUAGUGAAGGAGACAGACGUUUUGGCCAGGUAAUCCUUGCUGCUAAAUCAGGAAAAGAAAGGAGAAAAGAAGAAAGUAAUACUCCUGGAGGGUUUCCGCCUCAUAAGAGAUGCCAUCGAUUCUGGGGCCAGUGCUAAGUGCAUCUACUUCAGUCAUACAGACUUCCUGGCCAGACUCGGCCCCCUCAGACUCGGCACUGUGCCCCUGUACAAGGUCCAGUAUAAAGACAUAAAGUCAUGGUCUGAUACACACACACCAGCAGGAAUUAUGGCGAUAUUUGAGAAGCCUAAGCAAGGUGAGUGUCCCCAUCCACAGGGGAGACAACUCCCACUGACUCUGAUCUGUGACAACAUCCGAGACCCUGGCAACAUGGGCACACUGAUCCGUACAGCAUCAGCUGUAGGUUGCCGUCGGAUACUAACAACUAAAGGUUGUGUGGACGUCUGGGAACCCAAGGUGUUGCGAGCAGGGAUGGGCAGCCACUUUCACAUCCCCAUCCUGGCCAGCGUCCCAUGGGAGCUACUCGUCAACUACAUGUGCGAUGAUGACAACGUUUUCAUCGCUGAGACAGGAAAACAGGAGAAACUUGAGGCUAAACGGAGAGCUUUCACUCCGGAUGAUUUUGAGAAACUCUCGCACGAGGAGGAAGGUCAUCACAACAUCUCUGAAUCCAAGAUGGCUGAUUACAGACAGAAGUAUGGAUCAUUGAUGGAGGAUGGUGUGUUGGAUAUCCAUGAAGAAUAUUUAGACAGAGACCAUGUCCAGUACUUUGAUCAUGCUCCUAUGAGUUUUGUGGAUUAUGACAAACUGACCUGCCCCAAAGAUGGCGCCACUGUGAUCAUCGGAGGAGAAACCACAGGGGUCAGUGCUGCAGCAAAGAAAUUUGCAUAUGACAGGUUUGGUCAGUGCGUGACGAUUCCAAUGUCGCCUGCUGUGGACAGUCUCAACUCAGCUAUUGCUGGAAGUAUUAUUUUGUAUAAAAUUCAAAAUCUUUUAGAUUCUAGGUGAAAAUAAACAAUAGAAAUUUC